GCGGGCCUGAGGGUGAGAGCGGAGCCAUGAGGACCGCGGGCAUGUUGGCUGCUGUCGUCGCCCGUCACACCGCAGCACGGCCCUGCCGAGUCCAAGGCUUGUCUUCCAGAGCAGAUACUCAGCUGAAAGUUUGUGUUGUUGGUAGUGGUCCUGCAGGUUUUUACACUGCCCAGCAUCUACUUAAGUACUAUGAAUCAUCUGUGGUUGACAUCUAUGAGAAACUGCCUGUCCCGUUUGGCCUUGUGAGAUUUGGUGUUGCCCCUGACCAUCCAGAAGUGAAGAAUGUCAUCAAUGCAUUUACCCAGACAGCACAUCAUGACCGCUGCUCAUUUUAUGGCAAUGUAACUGUUGGAAAGGAUGUAAGCAUAGAAGAACUGAAACAAGCAUACCAUGCACUGGUACUGACCUAUGGAGCUGAAGCUAAUCGAACACUUGACAUUCCUGGAAAGAAUCUACUAGGUGUCUAUUCUGCAAGAACAUUUGUUGGCUGGUACAACGGUUUACCUGAAAACAAAGAUCUGAAUCCUGAACUGAGCAGUGAGACAGCAGUCAUUCUGGGACAUGGAAAUGUGGCAUUGGAUGUGGCCAGGAUUCUCCUAUCUCCCAUUGAUGUACUUAAGAAAACUGAUAUUGCUGGUCAUGCGUUGGAGGCUAUAGCAACUAGUAAGGUGAAGCGGGUACUACUUGUUGGGCGACGAGGACCCCUCCAGGUUGCCUUUACCAUAAAGGAAUUGCGCGAGAUGAUUAAUUUGCCUGAUACUCGUCCAUUGCUCAAUCCCAGUGACUUCAUGGGGCUCAAACAGGCUGUUAAAGACCUGCCAAGACCAAGGAAACGGCUAACUGAGCUCAUGAUAAAAACUGCACUUGAAAAGCCUUCUGGGAAAGAAGUUGAACGCCAAGCUGCAGCCACCAAGGAAUGGGGUCUUCGGUUUCUACGGAGCCCCUUGGAGAUAAUACCAAGUAAUGAUGGCAAACGGGUAGCUGGGAUUCGACUGUCUGUUAACAAAGUGGAGGGUUUAGGAGAGUCUGCAAAGUUCGUUCAAACGGAAGACGUUGAAGAUCUGGAGUGUGGAUUAGUGCUGAGCAGCAUCGGCUAUAAAAGCUAUCCCAUUGACCCUUCCGUUCCAUUUGAUCAUCGACUAGGAAUUAUCCCAAAUAAUUUGGGACGGGUUCUUCAUGCAUCAGGUCUUUACUGCAGUGGCUGGGUAAAAAGGGGACCGACUGGAGUCAUUGUAACGACAAUGCAUGAUGGCUUUGAAACAGCUGAGACUGUGCUGGGGGAUGUACGAUCAGGAUUACUGGAUGUGUCUGCUUCAAAAGGAGGAUCUAAAGUAAUCGAGGCUUUACUUAAACAACGAGGUAUUCGCCCAGUUACAUUUUCUGAGUGGGAAAAGAUUGACAAUGUUGAAGUGGCACGUGGUGAGCAAGCUGGAAAGCCCAGAGAGAAACUGCUUGAUGUUCAACAGAUGAUUGAAGUGGCCAGUCAAUGAACAUGCUGCUCCACGAUGAUUUCUGUACUUGAUCAAAUGUUGUAGAAAUCGGAUAUGUUCUCUGUCUGACCCUAUUCUCCAUCUAAUUUAAUGCAGAUCAGCUCCUCGGUUUGCGAUUUUAAAGAGGCAGAAUCGUUGAGAUUAUCAUGAGUAAAGAUGCCCAAUUGGUUUUUCAUGGGUCAUUCUUGAAAUUAAAGCCUGUUGUUCCUUUCACUGUGAAUCAAUACCCAACUGAUCCUUAAACUUAAGUCAAGAUUUUUCUUUUGAAACUGAUCAUUCCCUGUGUGAAGAGUUUAAAUUUAGGACUGGCAGUGAGUUUCAUCAGUAUAGAACUAUGCCUACUUCUACUUUAAUGUUUAACUUAAAGUAUUAUCCCUACUUUGCUUUUAGUAAUUGAUUGUUUUAAUCUUCAAUCUUUCAAAAGGUCUCUGCUUUGGGUGUGAGGAUAAAACAAAGAAUUGCCGUUGUAUUGUAGAACAUGACCUCAAAAAGCAGCAACAAAGCAUCCUGGACAGCCAGUUUAUUAUUAAAUCUGGUCAUUUUAGUUUCAUGUGACUUGUCCAUAAUAUGGCAUCUUGCACUAGAAUCUGCACUGCUUCAGCAAUUCGAAUGCUAUCCUUGUGUUUUGGUGUGUAAGCAUGGGCACAUUGUUUAAAGUAUAAGCACUAUUAUUUCAGCUUGACAUCCUCUGACCUCCUUUUGAUUUAACGGCAUUGUUCAGUGUUCAAUUUGUUGUUUACUGGUCUGUAGUAAAUGGGCAUAUUGGUUACAAAAUUUGCUAACAGCCUUUUAAUUUUACUUGUAGCUAUUCUGACAGAUAGACAAUGUAUUAACUUGUUCCUUCAUUUGUACCUCCCAUUUCAAUCCAUCUGACACGUUUAAAUCCCCCAAAUUUUUAUCCAACUUGUUGCUGGAUCUUGGCUUCGUCAUCAGACUUGGUGCCAUCUCCGUUUUUAAUCCAAUUUUAUUUAAGCUAAUGUUGUAAGUAAGGGACCGUACAGAUCACAAUGCAGGUUCACUCUUCCCCAACUCUGUUCUCCUGCUUCAAAUGAACACUACUGCCAGGCAGCUCUGAAAAAGGUGCAUUUAUGUCUUUAGUUAUCUGCCUUGUCAUCAUCUACCCCUUCUCACACCAAUCCAAUCCUUACUGCAGCUUUUGUCCGUAUAACCACGGAUUAUGGCAGUCUUUCCACCUCAUUAACUAAUCUUUUUAAUACAAACCUUCAGAUUUCCUCUAUUACAGCCAAUUGUUUAAUGAUUGCUGAGUUUUCCCUUCCAUUCCCUUAAUCAGAAGAGUGUUUCAAGUUUGGAAGACUUUAUGUGCAGUAGUAUUCCCUGAUAUCCAUUCUAGCCUUGGGCAUUUUUGUGCCCAACUUGCUCCAUCUUUUGUCCUGUUUCGGUAUGAACUGAUCACUUAAAGUGCAAGUGAUCUUGCACUUUAAGGCCUUUUACAGUUUUCCUCCAGUUUUGGUGAGCAAAUUUUUAUCCAUUUGUGACUGUUUCUGUUGUAGCAUCCUGUCAUUUUUAACUCCCUUUCUCCCCCCCCCCCCCCAACUUAACCAGAGGUGAAUCCUGGAAAUCGAAGUGCUUCCACCUUCUAUUGUACAUAGGGAGUGGAAUCAUGAGAAACUGCAACAGCUCACAGGAUUUGAUGUGAUAGAUAAAUGGAUGAGCUGUGGUGAGCGAAUAGUAUUUGCACGGAUGUUUCUAUUAACUCACCAGAACUGAACUAACCUGUCUCGGACUGGCUGAGAAUAUUUACCAAGCAAGUAAUUGAAAGUAAUUUUCAUAUCUUGUAUUUACUUUGCAUGGCAAUUGCAAACGCCUAGUUUAAAGCAGGGAAGACAUUGUCUUGAAAAUUAUUGUUUUAAAAAUUCCUGUUUUGAUGCAGUUUAGUUUCAUUAAUCGGAUUUGCCGGCUGAAUUUAGGAAUUAAAUAUUCCUAUAUCUUCUGGUAAAGAGAUGGCGCAAUGAAGUUGCCUUGUUCCUGCCCCUUCAGUAUUACACAAUUUAGAAUAAAGGUUAUCCUGCCUGCAUUAGGGAGACAAACAGCAAUUUGUUUGCAUAAAGCUGUAGCAGUUGUAAGCAUCUGAUUUAUGUAAAGUUGGAAUGUAGUUUCUCUAAAACUUUGUAUUGCAGCAACUGUACUCAAAAUUGGCAGUUGUUUGAUUAGCAAGUUCCAGGUCAGUGCUCUGACUCAUAAGCUUUAACAUUGGCCUCUGUAGGUUUCCUGCACCCUUGGGAGCUGAUCUUAAAAUCCACCAAGUUAGCGUUGAGGUGGUUAGUUGUACCAUCAACUUGAACUGGGAACUAUUGGAGCAAGUGUCCCUCUUGAGGCCAGUAUGGAAACAAUUUUAACAUGUCUUCACCAGUUAAUAAUUGUUCCAAUUAACCCAAAAGCAACAAACAUUAGGUUUUUGAGAAUAAAGGCAGCUUUUUUCAGUCAGUAAUAUAACUAAAGGUUAGACUUUUGAAAGCCAACAGUAUGGAUAUGACUAGUUCAGUGAACACAUUGUACAAAAUGAAUUUUG
Molecule: messenger RNA, 4020 nt
Organism: Hemiscyllium ocellatum (epaulette shark)
Lineage: Eukaryota; Metazoa; Chordata; Chondrichthyes; Orectolobiformes; Hemiscylliidae
Gene: fdxr
Product: ferredoxin reductase
Exons: 12
Coding region: 27-1490 (487 amino acids)
Biological process (GO): ubiquinone biosynthetic process
Cellular component (GO): mitochondrion
Source: RefSeq, a predicted model, not a curated record